Messenger RNA from Closterium sp. Naga37s-1, 282 nucleotides. The record is from the annotation of a GenBank genome assembly. NCBI's taxonomy places the organism in Eukaryota, Viridiplantae, Streptophyta, Zygnematophyceae, Desmidiales, Closteriaceae.
AUCCCUUACUUACAACAGCAUUGAGGGCUCCAUUCCAUCAACAUUCGCUGCUCUCACAACGCUGAGCACAUUGAUGCUGGGAAAGAACGCCAUGGACGGCACCAUCCCACCCGUCCUCUCCGCCACCCUCAAGGAUCUUGACCUUUCUGAGAAUCACUUCUCUGGCGCCAUCCCACCCUUCAUGGGCACAUUCUCGGGCCUCACAAACUUGGACCUCAAUGUGAACAACUUUUCAGGGGCCGUGCCAAGAUCUCUCACCAACCUUUCCAAUCUCAUGUUCAU